This is a messenger RNA of Myodes glareolus (Bank vole), 5743 nucleotides long. NCBI's taxonomy places the organism in Eukaryota, Metazoa, Chordata, Mammalia, Rodentia, Cricetidae. The record is from RefSeq and is a predicted model, not a curated record.
CGCGGUCCAGAGGCCCGGGCACCUGCCGGAGGCCAAGCGCUUGGCUCCGAGGGGUGAAUCGGGGCUGCUGCCCUGCAGCCCUCCAGCCUCCUCUCCUGGGCGCCUCGCUCUCCUUCCUGUACCGAGGGGUCCGAGUGACCGUGGCCCCCGGAGAGCCAGGCCCGGCCUGGGGGCGUCAGCGGGAGGCUGCCCAGGAACUGCUGCCGCGGGCCACCGCCUUGCGCCAGGUAAACAGGCGGCGCGUGCCAAGCUUGGCCGGGGUGGUCUCCGUGGUCACUCCAGCGGAGCUGAGGACGGACUGGGGAGGGGGCGUGUAAAACACUGCUUGUCUAGGCGAAGUGACUGCUUUGGGGCUACUCAGAUCUGGGACACACCAUUUUUAGGUUUUCAGCACGUCUCUUCCAUGCUGGACCUCAGUUUCUCCACGUGAGAAUUGAGAGUUUAGGUGAACUCCCUACAGACCCGUCAUGCUGUGAAUAUCUGACAUUGCAAGGUCUGUUCCUGGUUCAACAUGCGGGGCAGUUUUACAGAAGACAUUUUUUUUUUUAACGUUCCAGAUGUAGACUUUUUAACCCCUUCGUGCACUUUGUCUCAGGGAGGUUUAAAAUGAUUCCCAGAAGUGUUUUCUUGGAAAUAGCUUUACUGAGCCUUCGUCAUUCCUUGCUGUCGUCUAUAGUCUUCCUGUGGAGCGUUUGCAUGCAAGCAUUUUGCUGUUCGUAUUUGCCCAUUUUCUCUUUGUUCCUUAGUCUAGGCUGCUUUUGCUUCACAUCUGGAUUAUUGCAACAGCUUCUUAACUGGUCUCUGACUCCAGAGGUUUCACCCUCCCCCAUCCUUCCUUUAUGCUAACGCCAAACUUAGUAUAGGAAGUAGAAAAAUAGUUGAGUGCUUGCUUGUUUAGUAAAUGUCAAAAUGCUGUUGAGCAGUGGACAAAAGGAGUCAAAACACUCUAAUCUCCAACCAAGGCUUUUUACACUGGGUGUUCAGACAUUGCCCAUGAGACAAGGUUGUGUACUAUAGAGAGGUAGAGGUAGUGGUGUGUGGUGGGGCUUAGUGAAAGGGUGGUAAAGGACCAGUAGGAUUCAGAUUUGGGGGGAAAAAAAGGAUCCUACAGAGUUAGUGACUAGACCAGCCCCCUGGCCGAAGACUAAGAUGGGAGAGGGGUAAGAGGAAAUAUUGAUUAGACUUGGUUCCUGAAAGAUCUCGAACACUAGGCCAAAGUUAAAACUAUUCUAGAGGCAGGUAGGUGUAUUUCAGCAACUGGGAGGGGGCACGGCACGGUGCGGUGCAGAGGUAGAAGGAAGAGGCUAGAGGGUAGGAGGUGAGCUUAGGGGGGCCACGGCAGUUAGACUACUGUUCAAAGCUGAAUAGUAUCCUGCCUGCUUUGUGGUGUCAGCCUUUACUGUUCCUCCAUCUCCGGUCAAGGGUCUUUUAGGUUUGGCUUCAUUCCUCUCACCUAAACCUGACUUUUUCCUGGCCUUUGCUUCUCCAAGUUGCUCAUGUUCUGACUGCUUCUGAGGCUGUUGUUCCAGUCCCCUGAGCACGUUCUCCAUUUCACUUCCUUCAAGCCCCUGCUGAAGAUAGACUUCCUCCAAUGGGUGUUCCCUCACUGCCCUACCCCCAUGCCUUUGUGGCACCGGGACUCUGCAGCAAGCUUCCUUGGUUGUUGGUUGUCUUGGCCCGGCUGGAGCAGUUGUUUGAAGACACUGCGUGUUAGCGCUUCUUUCAGACUCUAUGCCUCCUGAUGCUGGAGCUGGAAUCUUGAUAAUAGGGUCUCAAAUAGUUCCUGAUUUUUGUUGGUAAACAAUGUUUUUUCCAAGGAGAAGCCUUUGGUUUUUAGCCUUCUCUGUCCUCUGUAACUACUGGUAUUUAAUGCUGCAGUUCCAGGUGGAUGCUUUCAGUUUUAUUCUCAGAUGCAGAAAGCACAGAAAAAAUUCAGUGAAACAUUAGUGUUCCUUCCUGAUCCCAGGGAAAGAAAAAAAGUAUCUGUAAUUCUUGAGUCUAACUAAGGCUGUGGGGAAAGAAAGUUGGGUCUGGGAUCAGGCCUGUAUUUGGAUCUCAGUGCAGUCACUCAAUAGCUAUGUGAAGCUGAGCGAUUUGUCCUGUUCUCUGAGCCCAUCAUUUCCUCCGCUCUUUUUUUUUCUUUUUUGGUGCUGAAGAGUUAGCCCAGGGCCUCACGCAUACUGGGCAAAAGCACUACCAUUGUACCACUGAGUUCCACCCCCAGCUCGAGCCUGCCGUUUCUUACUUGUAAUGUGUCAAAAAGUCAGUGUUGUAGGGUUGAUACAGGUGUAUAUGUUCAUUCAUGUGCAUCUGUAUGUGUGUGCACCAGUGCCCGGGUCGAAUGCCGAGUAUCCCUUUCCACUGCUCUCCCUCUUCUCCAUCUUAUUUUUUUGAGACAGGGUCUCUCACCAUGUCUGGAACUGGCUAUUCAGCCAGAUUGGUUGGCCAGCAAACCCUAGAGAGUCUCCUGGCCCCACCUCUCCAGUGUGUGUGGCAUUUUUACAUGGGUGCUGAGAAUCCAGACUCAGGCCCUCAUGCGUGCAUGGUAAGCACUUUAGAAACUGAGGCCCUCUCCACAGCCUCUGGAUUUUUAAUGAUGAUGGCACACAAAGGCAGUAGCAAAAUUUAGGAUCUGCUGAAGACAUUUUAUUAUGAUUAGGUGUGGUGUAUCAGAGUGGAAGAAGGAUGGGCUGCCAAGCUUUGUCUAGCCGAUACACAUGUCUCUGUUCUGCCUUCCAAAUGAAGCAAGAAUGUCAAAUAUUGUGAACCUAGAGUUCUGUCAUUUAUAUUUCCACUGAUUUUUCAUGUAUCUUUAGUUGAAAUUUUGUUUCAUGCUUUCAAACUUCUUAAUUGUGUCCAUUUAAUGUUUUGUAGCUGACAAACUGCUGAAUUUAGCUUAGUGAAGGUCACCAACUGAGCGCAGUUAAGCUUCUAAUGGUUAUUUUCUCUUGAUGUUGCUGGCAUGGAAAGCACCCUGGAGGAAUGCAAUUCAAGAUCGCGCCUCGUGUCAGUAGACAUGGACAGCAGCAGUUUCAUUCAGUUCGAUGUGCCUGAGCACAGCAGCACUGUUCUGAGCCAACUGAACGAGCUCCGCCUGCAAGGGAAGCUAUGCGACAUCAUCGUCCACAUUCAGGGUCAGCCAUUCCGAGCCCACAAAGCUGUCCUCGCUGCCAGCUCCCCUUAUUUCCGGGACCAUUCAGCAUUGAGCACUAUGAGUGGCUUGUCGAUAUCUGUGAUUAAGAACCCCAGCGUGUUUGAGCAGUUGCUGUCCUUCUGUUACACUGGAAGAAUGUCCUUGCAGUUGAAGGAUGUUGUCAGUUUUCUGACCGCAGCCAGCUUCCUUCAGAUGCAGUGUGUCAUUGACAAGUGCACGCAGAUCCUGGAGAGCAUCCACUCAAAGAUCAGUGUGGGAGAUGUUGACUCUGUCACCAUUGGUGCUGAAGAGAAUCCCGAGAGCCGGAAUGGAGUGAAAGAUGGCAGCUUCUUCGCCAAUCCUGUUGAGAUCUCCCCUCCAUAUUGCCCUCAGGUACGGCAGCCUCCAGUAAGCAGCGAUCUUCGGAUGGAGACGACCCCCAACAAAGCCCUUCGGAGCCGCUUACAGGAAGAGGGACACUCAGAUCGGGGGAGCAGUGGCAGCGUGUCUGAGUACGAGAUUCAAAUUGAAGGGGACCAUGAGCAAGGGGACUUGUUGGUGAGAGAGAGCCAGAUCACUGAGGUCAAAGUUAAAAUGGAAAAGUCUGAGCGGCCCAGUUGUUCUGACAGCUCCUCCCUAGGUGAUGAUGGCUACCACACAGAGAUGGUUGAUGGGGAGCAAGUUGUGGCGGUGAACGUGGGUGCCUAUGGCUCUGUGCUCCAGCAUGCGUAUCCCUACUCCCAGGCAGCCUCACAGCCUUCCAGCAUGCCAGAAGCUUUUGGAAGUCAGAGUAAUUCCAGCCCAUCCAGGUCCAUGCUGAGCUGCUUCCGAGGCCGUGGUGCCCGCCAGAAGCGGGCUCUGUCUGUUCACCUGCACAGUGACCUGCAGGGUGUGGUGCAAGGAUCUGACAGUGAAGCCAUGAUGAACAAUCCCAGUUAUGAGAGCAGUCCCCGGGAGAGGAGUGCAAGGGGUUACUGGUACCCAUACAACGAGAGGUUGAUCUGUAUUUACUGUGGGAAGUCCUUUAACCAGAAGGGAAGCCUCGACAGGCAUAUGCGACUGCAUAUGGGAAUCACCCCCUUUGUGUGCAAGUUCUGUGGGAAGAAGUACACACGCAAGGACCAGCUGGAGUACCACAUCCGGGGCCACACUGAUGACAAACCAUUCCGCUGUGAGGUCUGUGGGAAGUGCUUUCCAUUCCAGGGCACCCUCAACCAGCACCUGCGGAAAAACCACCCGGGUGUCACUGAGGUCAGGAGUCGCAUGGAGUCUCCCGAAAGAACAGAUGUGUACGUGGAACAGAAACUUGAAAGUGAUGUGUCAGCCUCAGAAAUGGCUCUGGAUUCCCGAAUGGAAAUCCACACAGUAUCUGAUGCGCCUGACUAGGGUGCUGCAGAGAAAGAGCUCCUGAACAAAGCACAUCAGUCAAUGCAUAGUUGGGAUUUGCUUUGUUGUAAUCUUUGGUUUUCCCCAUCUGGAAAUCUCUUGGUUUCUUGGUAGUUUCUCUGAAGGUUCUGGGUGUGGCACUUGUGUUUACCCUUAUCUCCUCUCCCCUCCCCCAGGAGCUCAAAGCAUGAAGGGCAGCAGAUCCAGGGAAAACACAGACUGACAGUAUUCCUCUUUGGCUGAAUGCUUCUCCCAACUCUGCCAGUGAUUUAGCUAUGCCAACUGGUUGACCCCACGUUCUCUGCCAAGAGGCAGGCACUCUUUCACUGUGGGUGCAUUUUAAUGGAAAGAGGCUAAGAUGCCGUCAGCUGAUACAAAUGGGUAACCUUUUCUAAUUUAAAAUUAGUUUUAGGGGGUAGUUAGACAAUUUAUAUAUAUAUAAUAAAGUGGUUAUUAUAUAUAUAGUAUAUAUACAUUCUCAAAUUGGGGUUUAUUCUGGUUGAGGUGAAUGUAAGAGGAAUAUAUAAUUUAAUACAAUGUGAACAGAGUCUGACUCUGUUUCAACCCCGCCUACUAUGUUAGUUUCCACCCUUUGUUUUCCUUACUGAAGAAUGUCAGUAGAUUUUUCACAUACAGUAAUCAUUGUGUCCAAAUGCAAGCAAAGCAAAUCACAGUGUUCAUAGCUCUGCUUCAUAACAAACACAUAAACCAAAUGCCAUAAAACUCCUUCAACUGUAGUGGGAACCAUUUGGAACUUUUGUUCGUUGUCCAGCAGUGCUGGAUGACCUGUGGUGCUGACCUUUCUACACAGUGUAGUGUUAUACUAGCCAACCCCAAAGGAGCAGUGGUUUUCAAGGUUUUUACUACAAAUCUACCUACCUUCAUUCCGUACUGUAGAAGCAUACAUACCAGGUAACUAAUCAGAUCACUCCACCGUGAGCAGUGCUCUCACUAAAGGGCAGGAGUUUGUAGCGCUUGCCUACAGAAUUCUCCAGGUAGUGUUGUGCUUUAUCGUUUGUUUUCUGUUGGUUUUUCUCUCUCUCCUCAAACAGCCAGUUCAGGUGCACAACAACUUUUUCUAUGCAGUUCCCAGGGAAACUGCAGAACUUGGAAUUUGUACUUUUUGUAAAGCUGUACUCUACGGGAAUUGCAAGCAAUAUAUCUAAUCUUAGUAUUGUGUGUGCUAAUGAGAGCCUCAGUGGCUCCUCCACUCUCUCAGUGUUU